Trichomycterus rosablanca is the source of this 1619-nucleotide messenger RNA. It is a transcript of the gene rab15, whose product is annotated as RAB15, member RAS oncogene family. Lineage: Eukaryota; Metazoa; Chordata; Actinopteri; Siluriformes; Trichomycteridae. The record is from RefSeq and is a predicted model, not a curated record. Gene Ontology annotation, molecular function: GTPase activity; GTP binding. Gene Ontology annotation, biological process: Rab protein signal transduction. Bases 140 to 778 code for a protein of 212 amino acids. The transcript has 7 exons.
GGUUCAUUUCUGCUGAGGAAGCCGGAGAAAGGGAGCCGUGGAUGGGAGGAAUCAGACGCGCAUGAGUGCAGGAUGAAUCGGUUAUGGAGAGCAGUGUGUGUAUCGAUGGGAAUCGGUGUGUGAGUUAGAAAUCGACAUCAUGGCUAAACAGUACGAUGUGCUGUUCAGACUGCUGCUGCUGGGAGACUCCGGGGUGGGGAAAACAUGUUUAUUAUGCAGAUUCACCGACAAUGAAUUCCAUCCAUCUCACAUCUCCACCAUCGGAGUGGAUUUUAAAAUGAAGACGUUAGAGAUCGACGGGAUCAAAGUGAGGAUACAGAUUUGGGACACUGCAGGCCAGGAGCGGUACCAGACCAUUACCAAACAGUACUACAGACGAGCACAGGGAAUCUUUUUGGUGUACGACAUCACAAGUGAACGAUCCUUUCAGCACAUUAUGAAAUGGGCCAGUGACGUGGAUGAGUACGCUCCUGAAAAAGUGCAGAAGAUCCUCAUCGGGAACAAAUCCGAUGAGUACCAGAAGAGGCAAGUAGCUACAGAGCAGGGGAACAAGCUUGCUAAAGCUUAUGGAAUGGAUUUUUACGAGACAAGUGCCUUUAACAAUCACAACAUCACAGAGUCCUUUACCCGUUUAGCUGAGCUGGUGUUGCAGGCCAAUAAAAAGGACCUGGACGUCCUGCGGGUCUCCCUCACCGACCAGCUUGACCUUUCAGCCCUGGAGGAGGAGGAAGGAAUCUGUGAGAACAGCAGUAACACUCAGAAGUCCUGCUGGUGCUGAGGACACGGAGUCACAUCGACACGCUUUGUGUUUCUCUUGGAUUUUGGAGUUUGCUGCUUUCCAUGAACGUUCUUUAAAAACUGCAGAUGAAAUGUUUGUGCUUUAUUUAAUGGAAUAAACUUCUGUGUGUGGGAUGGAAGCAUCGAGUUCAGUUCUGUUUGUGCACCGACAGCCUGGUCCACUAGAUGGAACCGUGUGCUCGCUCUCAGAUCAGCAGAUCAGCACAUCAGGAUCUGUACACCAAUCCACAGUCCAGUCAAAUCCAGGCACAUACGAUGACAACAAACAAAUAUUUCACCCAUCCAGUUUUUUUAAUUUUUAUUUCAAGCAACCCACAUUUUGUCCAUGAUUUUUACCCAGGCAAAACAAACAAUGCAUCAAAAUGUAUCAUAAAACAAAAUAUACAUAAUUAAUAAAAAUUAGGGUUGGGCGGUACGACCAAAAAUUUGUAUCACGGUAUUUUUGAAGAUUCUGACAGUUUCACGGUAUGUUUUUUUUCUGUAUGACUGGGACUUUUAUAUGUGUGGCUGAUUCUACUGCCAUAAGUACAUAGAAUACUGUAUAAAUAUAUGUUUAUUUCACCAUGUAUAUACAGUCGACCCUUGACUUAUGAAUGUAAUUGGUUCUGAAGGGCUGUUCUUAAGUUAAAAUGUUCGUUAGUUAAACCUAUUUUUUCCAUAAGAAAUAAUGUAAAUACAAUUAAUCCGUGCCAGACCUCCCAACCCCCCCCUUACCCCUAACCUCUCUAAUGUCUUAAAUGCUCUUUUUUUGUUAUAAAUACAAGUAUAUUUUCCCUUAAUCUUAAAUUAUAGAAUAGGCAUUCCUGUAAUAAACAAUAAUA